Messenger RNA from Mytilus trossulus (common blue mussel), 6094 nucleotides. RefSeq names its product tRNA wybutosine-synthesizing protein 4-like. Gene Ontology annotation, molecular function: tRNA methyltransferase activity; protein binding. The coding region runs from base 69 to 2654 and encodes 861 amino acids. The transcript has 15 exons. The record is from RefSeq and is a predicted model, not a curated record. Gene Ontology annotation, biological process: tRNA methylation; wybutosine biosynthetic process. NCBI's taxonomy places the organism in Eukaryota, Metazoa, Mollusca, Bivalvia, Mytilida, Mytilidae.
CUUUAUUUUUCUUCCGCAAAGGGAAAGUAACGAAUGGUCUGAAUAGCCUGAUUUGUGUAUAGGCCACGAUGGAACAACAGAAGAAAUUCAAAAGUGGUAAAAGUAGAAGGGAAACAGCGGUUCAAGGAACAAAUGACAGUUCUAUUGUUAGUAAGUGUUCCAUGGCAACGGCUGGUUACUUCAAUGAUCCAUUCUUGAAAGAGUUUGUUUCCAAGACAGCAAAGAGGUCUCCAUUAAUUAACAGGGGAUACUUCAUCAGAGCAACAGCCAUAGACUUUUUACUGAAGAAAUUUCUAUCAUCCGAUUCUAAAAAGAAACAGAUUUUAUCAAUAGGUGCAGGGUUUGAUUCAGCUUACUUCAGAUUAAAAUCUCAAGGACUUAUUGAUGAUGUUAUGUUCUGUGAGAUAGAUUUUUGUGAUGUAGUAAAGAGAAAACACACUGUGAUCAGUACAAACUCUACCCUGAAUAGUUUGAUAUCAGGAUAUUUCACACAGUCAGAGAAAGAAGAUCCCUUGAUUGAAAUAAACACAGACGGAUAUAAGUUGCUAGGUGUGGAUUUGACCCAGCAUAAUACAUUGGAAGCCUUAUUGAAAAUAUGUGGUAUAAAUUUUGAUUAUCCAACUUUGCUGCUAUCAGAAUGUGUGUUGACCUACAUGACAAAAAGAUGUUCCUCAAAUGUGAUCCAGUGGGCAUCUGAAACAUUUACCAACUCUACUUUUGUAUUAUAUGAACAGAUAAACCCAAAUGAUUCCUUUGGAUUAUUUAUGCAGAACCAUUUCAGAACUAUAGGUUCAGCUCUAAAAUGUAUCAAUGCAUUCCCCACCAUGGAUUCUCAGUUACAAAGAUUUAAACAGUUGGGUUGGGAGCAGUCAGAAGCUAUGGAUAUGAAUCAAUUUUAUUAUAACUUAGUUUCUGAAGAAGAACGAAAUAGAGUGGAAUGGUUAGAGCCUUUUGAUGAAUAUGAAGAAUGGCACCUGAAAUGUGCACAUUACAUGGUGUUGUGUGCUUAUAGCAAAACAAGUGAAUCUUUGUUGUCAGGUUUUACAAAAGAUGUCUCUGUCUCUUCUCAUGUCAUUCCAUCAUGUGUGACCAUAGAACCUGUUUCUAAUUUGACAAGUAUUUUGAGAAUUGGUCAUGCCAGUACAGUGGUCAAUGAUGUCAUAGUUACUGUAGCAGGUUUUGGGGAGGAGUAUGGUAAACAUCAAAGGUUGUCAUCAAUUGUGGUUACAGAUGCAAAAACAUUCAAAUCAAAGUUAUUAAAUCUAGAUGUAGAUCUUGAUCAAAUUGAAAUAGUAAGACUUCGACAUACAUUGUGUUCACUGAAGGAUGGCUCAACAAUUCUUAUUGGUGGAAGAAUGUCACCUACCUAUUCUUGUAAACAAGUUGUUCAGCUUCUGAUUAAUUGUCAUGAGUCAACAGGAAAAUUAACUGAAGGAUCUGAGACAUCUUUUCAAACAAAAGAUAACGGCACAAAUGGGACAGAAAAUAGUUUAAGUAAAGGUUCACAUACAUCUACAGAGUUGGCACAUGGAGAUAUAUUAAAUGGUGCAUCAAGAGAAACCGAAAUAGAGGACUCAAAUUAUGAAUUUUUAAAUAGAAAAGACAAGAAAGUAAAUCAGAAUAAAGAUGAAUCUAAUAAUCUGAACUGUGCACAAAAGGAAACAUUAAUUCUGAGUUCAGAUUCCAGACAUUCUGAUAAAAAUUGUGUUAAGAUUGAAAAAACAAACUUAACUACUUCACAUCUCAAUGCAAAAUCUAAUGAAACACACUCAAAAAAAGAUACUAUAGAUAGACAUAAUGUAUCAGAUACAAACAUAAAGGAAAAAACUAAAUGUUUAUCUGAUAGUUUAGACUUAGACAGUAAUAAAAUAAACUCAAACUGUGAUAAAAAAGACAUUGUUAUUUUGGAAAACAUGAGCUGUGAUAAUAAGGAGAUGAAGGAUAUUGAAUCUAUGUCAUUAACUUGUUCUGUGAUAAAACAAACAGGAUACAUUCCAGUUCCUAGAUGGCGCCACUCUGCAGUUGUCUGCCAGAAAGCUGGUAAAGAAAUGAUAUUUGUAUACGGAGGAAGGAAUGAGACACAUCUGGCCUUGAACUGUGGAUAUAUGUUUGAUCCAGAUAAUGGACAGUUGAAUCAGGUUUGUAACUCUGUAUCAGGACCAGGAUACAGACAAUCACAUACAGCCUCUAUCUGGAACAAUCAUGUUAUCAUUGCUGGGGGUCUUGACCUUCAGCUACGACCUGUAAACAGUAUAUGUAUGUUGGAUGUAGAAAACCUGGUGUGGAGCAGGUUUGAUGUUACUGGAGAGCUGUUACCAAGAUAUUCUCACACAGCUCAAGUCAUAGAUAAUCUGUUAGUCUUGAUUGGUGGAGUCAACUUGUGUCAUCAGUCACCAGGUGUUGCUGUCAUCAACCUUUUGACAGGUGCAUGUGCAGAAUAUGCACUUUCUGUACCAGAUCCUGACUUUUUGAUAUUGUUACACCAGCACCAGAUCUGUUACCUUGGCGACGGGAGAUUUGUUGUGAUUGGAGGAGGCGGUAACUGUUUCUCUUUUGGAACUCUUCUGAAUAGAUCUCCAUUUAUUCUGGAUAUCAACAAAUGCGUUCAGAAUUUCAACCAAACUGUAUGCAACAAGAAUGGAUUAACACCUUGAAGAAUAAGCAUAAAUCCUUGAUAUCUCAGAAAUUAAAAAUAAUAUUUGAUUUCAUGAUAAUGUUUUUGGGUUCAUGUGGGACUUAAAAACUAUUUAUUGUAUUACUAUUUCUGUUAUCAACUGUGAUAUGUGUAAAUGGUACAUUGAUGUCAAAGUUUUUUCCAGGGACUUAUUUGGUACUUAUAUGAGGGAAAGCAUGAUUGGCUUGAAUAUAUUUUUACUUGUGGGGGAAAUACUACAAAUAUAUUUUUAUAUCCAUUUUAGCCACCCAUUUGGUAAAAUUUCUAUUUUACAUUUAUAGUCCCAAACAAUAAUUAUAAUACUAGCAACCACCUUUCAGUUUUAUGUUAAAACCCCUUUAAUUAAUUUUCUUCUAGAAUUGCUACAACAGUUUCCAUUUAUUCACAUGCUGUUAUUUAAUAAUCUAAGGAAAAGAUUAUCAUUACAGGUACUGUGGAUUCAUUAUUAUUUGUUGAAUACCAAUUUUCACAGAUUAUAUGGAUGCAAGAAAUCAGAAAAUAUGUUCCAAAAAAUAACAAAAGUCAAUAGAAAAUCUUAUACCUAAAAAUGGAAGUUUUCUAAAUCCACAAACAUUGGUACCCAUGUAAAUAAAUGAAUCCACAGUAACUAGAUUUGUAUGAAGCAUGUAUAAAUCAAUUGAACCAAUAUUUGAACCUGUUGACCUGAAAGUUCCAUUACAUUAUGGUUUAUCACACUUUUAUUUGGCAAAGUCUACUUAAAAAGGAAGGAUUUUAUCCUUUAUAAUAUAACAAAAGUUAAAUAGAGAAUAUGUCUCGUUGGUGUUGACCAAGUACUGAUUAUUUUAUUUUUUUAUUAAAUUCCUUUCUUUUUUAUCCUGUGUUUGAAUCUGCUCAUUAGAGCUAUAUACAUAAUCUAACAUAUUAUAGGCAGAAAAAGCUCAACUUACCUUCUUUUAGAUACUAUUUAGAACCUUUGAAUAGUUUUAGACUUACUGAAGAAGGCUUAUUUGUCAUAAAUACAUGCCUAAUUUGGUUUUAAUCUUGUGCUGACUGAACCAAUACACAAAACCUUUACUGUGUGAUAUUUAAGUAUAUCAAAGUUGUGAAUAUUCUUUUAUUAUAUUGAAUCUUUUAUAAUUCCUUUAAUUCAGAAAAAUAACCUUGUCAUUUUAUAGUUUUUAUUUCAACCAUUUUUUUUAAAUUUUGUUAGGAGUUGUGUAAUCUUUUAAACCUGCAGCAGACAUGAGGUUAUUCUUUAUAAUGAUUGUGGAAAAAAAACAAUGGAUUGGUCUUUCUGAAAUGGAGAAGUUAAAAAGUGCCAUUUUUUUUAUCCUCUCUUAAUACUUUCAUUGGUUAAACUGAUAUUUUCUAGACAAUUUCUUUCUAAAAAUAGAUUGUUUUCUGUUUGGUGAAAUACCCUAAGAUAUUAUUUCCAAUACUAAUGUUCUCUUGGGCUCACAUAGAUUGAAUGAAAACAUGUCAUGAGGACAAACUGGCCAGCUCAUAAUGUUUGAGUUCAGUGAACUGGGAAAUGUGGUUAAAAUCCUACUAUGUCCUUAUGUUAAGAAAGUUCAUAUAACAAUAAAUGUAUGUAUUAUGUUUCAAGUAGAUGUGACCACAAAUUCAUGUUGAGCUACCGUUACCAUUGUUUACCAAAUGACUAUUGCUUCAUUGAAAGCUAUCUUAACUUAAACGUGAUUAUGGACUGACAUGAUGAACAGAGAAACAGACACAAACAGAUUCAAAUACUAUUACAGGCAGAGCAUUAAAAAGUGCUCAUGUGCAUUUGAUAGCCACUGAUGUGAAACAAGUGAUGUAUGUAAACCAGAAAUUGUACUCUUAAUAUAUAACUCUACACUUACAUAAGAUCAUGAUGAGGGUAAUCAUUAAGGAUUUAUUAGUCAAUAGUUUAUAGGAUUGCAGUUACAAUAUGUCUUAAAGAUUUCUUUGACUGACAACAGUAAUUCUGAUAACAACUUGAUUGACCAUAUAUAUAUAGCAUGUGGAUGUGGGUACCAAUUUUAUUUAUAUAUGUAUACCUCAUUUUACUUUAAAAUACACCAAAUUUUAAGUGAUGCAAUAAAAAAUUUACAAUAGCAUAAACAGCUGUCAUUCAUUCUAUAAUUAAAAGAACAAGCAUUGAGAUUUUUACAAUAAAUGAAAUGCACACCUAUGCCUCCACACAUCUUUAGCUAACCUGUCCCUAUGUGCCAAAUUAGCUUUUGCAAUCAAUUGGUGUCAGUCAUUGUUUGGAAUUUUUCAAAUGUCUUCUCCAUUGAAAACACAGGACCAAUUUUAAACAAACUUUACCUGAAUGAUCCUAAAAGUAUUUUAGUUACAUUUCUGUCAAUUUUGUUCCUCCUAAUCAACCAGUAUGACAACCAGAGGUAAACAAAGAACAUAGUGGUGAAAGCAUUAAUUGUCUUGUAUCUUGAAAACCGUAAUAGACGGUGAAAAUCAUACUGGUUAAAACGCUUAGUAAGUUCAGAAGACACCUAGUUUUAUUUUACGCCAAAACAAAAUCCCUUGUUGAAUAAAUGAUUGUUUGAUGCAAUGUGUCAUUAUGGUAAGAUAGUACAUGAUGAAAGUACUAUAAAAUUGUCAAAUUAAAAUUUCAGGAUAAUGCUGUCAACUACACAUGAUGGUAAUGAUUUUAUGAAACUUUGAUAAAUAGUUUCUAUCAAUUGAGGAAAGCUUCCUAUUUGAUUUUUAACCGGAUUUUUGUGACAAAAAUGUCAGUUAUUGAUUUGGGGAUGUAUGGUGGCUGGGCGGCCGGGCGGGCGGCAACCAAAUGUUGUCCUUGCAUUUACUCAUGAACCAUUCAACCAAAGCUAUGUUUGUACAGACAACAAAUUGACGGUCAAGUUUAAUAAUGACGAUUUUGACUUUUACCGUUCAGGAGUUAUGGUUCUUGAAAGAUUUAAAAAUGGCAUUUCCAGUCAUGUCCGUGGAUUUAAGUAUUAACUGUUCAACCAAAGCUUCCCAAAUUUUUAAAAUAUGUUGUUACUCAUGACAAAAUGGAGGUCAAGAUCAAUAAUGACGAUUUUGACUUUGACCGUUCAAGAGUUAUGGUUCUUGAAAGAUUGAAAAAUUGCUUUUCCAGUCGUGUCCGUGCAUUUACUCAUGAACCAUUCAACCUAAGCUUUUUAAAUUUUAAUAUGUUGAUACUGAUGACAAAAUGGAGGUCAAAUUUGAUAUUGACGAUUUUCACUUUCACCGUUCAUCAGUUAUGGUUCUUGUGAUAUUGGCAGGAUACAAAUAAAUUUUUCCUUUUGUUUUCAUGUCUUUAUUCUUAAAUUAUUUGUUACUAAGAAAUAUUUCAUAUGUUCAUUAAUUAAUGUGCAUAUUUUGUAUUUGUUUUGGAGAAGACGUUACUAAGUUGUAAAACUUGUGUCUGAUCCUUUUGUCAUUUUGAACAAUAAAAUAUGUUUAAACUACAAGUAAAUGUUAAUAAAUCCG